AUGAAUGAGGAACUGAAUUAUGAUGCCCAUUUCCUAUAUGGAUGCUUCUGAACUGAGCUGACCUCAGGAAACCCAGGCAGCUGCCAUGCACUGCAGACAAGGCCAGCUUGGCUUGCAGUACCUGGGGUUAGAGAUGGUUUUUCCUCAGUCUACCCAGGGCUGGUGGGUGAUACUGUCUGUACUGUCCACCAGCACUCCAUCACGUUCAGAGGUGCUCCAAUGUUACACAACCUCUGUGUUACAAUCCGUAUUUACCAAGUGACUCAAGCAGAGUGGGCUGUUUCACAACCAGCCCUGGUCUAUUUAUAAGCCCCUACUCAAAUGCCAAAGGAUUCUUUUAUUAGUUAAAGCACUUUCUGCAGAGGAGGCUCGGGGGGAUCUUUGCUUUAUGAGGUAAAGUUCAAAGAAUAGGAUCUCUCCAGCCUCUCACUACACCUGGCUCUUCACAAGCUGCAUGACAGUUGUGAAGCUGAGCUCCAUCCUAGCAGUUCUGUCAGCAAGAGAAAGCCCUGGGGCAUUCAGUACCCCAGGGUACCUAAAGGUGAGUUACCAGUCAGCCAAGAAAGCAGUUAGGUUUAAACCUAUGCAGUAGGAGUGCAGCAUGAUGGAUGUUCCAGGAUUAUACCCCAGAGCCAAAGGGAAGGAAAAGCUGGAGUGCAAUGUGGAGGCAGGGCAGGUCUGCAGCAGAUGGUCCACAGGUUUCCCAAGAAGGGCCAAGGGCUCCCGGCAGCACUGGAGAACCAGCCACACCAACCAGCCAACCUGACAAAGACGGGCCAGGCAACUGGGACAGCAGGAGAGCAGAUCAAGCAAGGCCACAUUUUGCAACCAGCUCCUCCCCUGCCAAUACCCCACAGCCUGGUUUCAAAAACACCAGAGUGAUUCAGCAUCAAGGGACUUGUGCAUGCUGUGUGGGGGCAGUGCCUUGUGCUUUAGUUGACUGAAUUAGCAAGCACGACCCUCUGCCAUGUGAAAGCAAACCUGAAGCCCAGCAGAAAAGAGGUGUGGGACUUAGUCAAGAUGCAUUUGCUUUGCGUGUUCUUUUGGACCAAAUCUUCCAGAAACUAUGCAAAGCACAAGUGGGACAAGUGUCACUCUGGAGGAAAACUUGGGCUUCAUGGUGCUGCCUUUGCUGGGAGCACCUAGGACUGACCCCAGUCAGAGGCCACAAGUGCUUGAGUAACAAACAUACACUGGGUACAGUCCUUGAGGAUUUGAACACUUACACACCAAAACUCAACCAAUCACCUAACCACUUCAGUAAUGCUCAGGAAUAAUAGGACUAGCCAUUUAUGCCCACAUGUGGUAACAUUAAAUAUUACUUAAAACAAUGCAGCUCACCUUCUCAUGGCCAGCAUUAUGUGAUGUCCAGCCACACUGCUAAGAGAAGGACCAGGACACUGAUCCUGAGGAGGGGAAACAGGGUGGUUUCUGGAUCAAAGACUACACUCCCAGAAGAUCAUGUAUGCUCUGCUUCAUCAUUCCUUUGCACAAACUUGCCUGAUUGCUGGGAAGCAGGGGAAAAAAAAUAAGCAACAACCCACUAGGUUAGAUGUCAGAUAUUGUCCCUUCACCCAGAGGAUAAAUAAUGUUUUUUAACUAAUGUCUUUAAAUUAACCCCCUGAACAUGCCCAUUGCUGUGACAUCACUCCUAAGUGACGCCCAGGCCUAAAUAGGGCUGUAAACAGGAAUCGUUCCCAUGGGAGUCACACUGGCUAUAAAUACAGCACCAGGGGAGUGCUGAGCAGCCUGCAGCUUCCUGCCAGCUGAGGAUGUGCCUGGCCCCAUAGCCCUGCCCUAGGAGGAGAUGGCCACGGAAAAGUCAGUGAUUCCCACUGAGGAGCAGCUGGAGAUCCUGGAAUACCACUUCUGCAAGGUGAAUAAGCAUCCUGACCCCACCACACUGUGCCUCAUCGCUGCUGAGACCGGGCUCUCCGAGGAGCAGACUCUGAAAUGGUUCAAGCAGCGCCUGGCGGAGUGGAGGAAGUCUGAAGGGCUGCCCUCAGAAAGCGGGUCUGUCAGGGACUAGAGCAUGCUGCUCCAAUCCCCUUGCCACUUAUAAAGGAUGGUGAAGCUCUUCAGGGGGUUUCCUUGGGGUUCUUCUGUUGCAAUAGGUUUUGCGAUACAAAGUAAUACUCUGCUAUUUAACAUAAAUCUUAUUUAACAUGUACAUAACCAGAAAAAAACCCCUCUCUAUAUAUAUAUCUAUAUAUAUAUAUGUAUGUAUAUACACACACAUGUGUGUAUACAACUUUUGAUGGCUGAUAACCUAUCUUGUGAUUCCAACCCAUUAACAGCAGCUGCACAAGAAAAGGCAAUUUUAUGCCCUUGUUCCAGGCUUGCAGAAAUGUUGCCUAAAUGUUGAUAUAUGUUCAAAUAUAGAAGGAAGAAAUAAAGAUCCCUUUUCCUUACAA
Messenger RNA from Serinus canaria (Common canary), 2414 nucleotides. It is a transcript of the gene HOPX, whose product is annotated as HOP homeobox. The transcript has 3 exons. Gene Ontology annotation, biological process: cell differentiation; regulation of transcription by RNA polymerase II. The record is from RefSeq and is a predicted model, not a curated record. NCBI's taxonomy places the organism in Eukaryota, Metazoa, Chordata, Aves, Passeriformes, Fringillidae. The coding region runs from base 1808 to 2029 and encodes 73 amino acids. Gene Ontology annotation, cellular component: nucleus. Gene Ontology annotation, molecular function: DNA binding.